Messenger RNA from Macrobrachium nipponense, 1787 nucleotides. It is a transcript of the gene Nsun5, whose product is annotated as 28S rRNA (cytosine-C(5))-methyltransferase-like. The transcript has 9 exons. Lineage: Eukaryota; Metazoa; Arthropoda; Malacostraca; Decapoda; Palaemonidae. The coding region runs from base 132 to 1646 and encodes 504 amino acids. The record is from RefSeq and is a predicted model, not a curated record. Gene Ontology annotation, molecular function: RNA methyltransferase activity. Gene Ontology annotation, biological process: rRNA base methylation. Gene Ontology annotation, cellular component: nucleolus.
GGCCUCCGACUAGCGCUACAACUACUACUACUACCACUCUAGCGGCCGCGUGGAGACUGAAGACGUAGGGUGUGGACUGCGUGGUAAACUCUUGCAAGUGUACUGCUUAGAUACUCUUAAAAGAUAUACAGAUGGCUGUGAAGAAGAAUAGAAAAGCUAAACUUGGAGAUGGAGAGAUUGAACAAAAAGGGAAAAUGCAGCAGAAGGAAGGACAACCUACAGAAGGAAAGGGUACAGAAGGAAAGGGUACAGAAGGAAAAGGUACAGAAGGAAAAGGUCCACAUUCCAUCAGAGUGCCGCAACUCUACAAACAAGCUUCAGUAAUACUGAAAAAAUAUGAAAACAAGGAGGGAUCUUUAAAAACACUGAUUUAUUCAGGAAAAUAUACGAACUAUGGAGUGAUGUUUGGUCUACUCACUAAAUUGGUUAAAAAUCAAGAAGCUGUGAAAAGUGCCAUUGCUGCCUCAAACUUGCUCGUUGAACAGCCUAGUUUUGAUCCACAUCUUGCCCAAGUAUUGGCUACUCAGGCUCUUUCCAAAGGGUCAGUUGUUGGAAAGUGCAAACCAAUUGUUGUAUUUAAAGAGUACGAAGAAAAGAUAAAAGCUACAGCUGCAAACUCAUUUUCAGCUAAAGCAGCAGUAAAAGAUAAGGAUCUUUUACCUCGCUAUGUGAGAAUCAAUACACUGGUGAGUUCAGUGACUGAUGUGCAUGCCCAACUCAAGAAGGAUAGAUUUAUCCUGCAGGAUUAUGACCCCAGCGUAGAGUCGUAUGAUGACUUUUUGGAACGUGUUAAGAAUUUGGUUACUCCAUAUUACUUGGUUGAUUACCACAUUCCAGAGUUACUGGUAUUUCCUCCAGGGAUCCCAUUUUGGAACAGCUUUUUAUAUAAGAAAAAUGCCAUCAUUCUCCAGGACAAGGCCAGCUGUUUACCAGUGUUCGUGAGUGACAUUCAGGAGACAAGCAAUGUCUUGGAUGCUUGUGCUGCCCCAGGCAACAAAACUUCAUAUAUUGCUGCUAAAAUGAAUAACCAAGGGAAGGUAAUUGCUGUCGAGAACGAUCUGAAACGCUUUGAGACCUUGGUAAAGAUGAUUCGCUUUCGUCGAGCAUCCUGCGUAACCUCUCUGAACAAGGACUUCUUUACCCUGAAACCUGACAAUUUUCCUAAUGUUGAACACAUUUUUGUUGAUCCAUCAUGUUCAUCUAGUGGCACAACGGUCCAUAAUGACGAAGUCUCUAAGGAACGAAUUGCAAAGCUGGCAUCACUUCAGACUAUUUUACUGAAGAGAGCACUUUCCUUUCCCUCUGUAAAGGAAGUGAUCUACUCGACCUGCUCUGUGUACAAGGAAGAAAAUGAACAAGUCAUUGAAGAUGUUCUCACCCAGUAUCAUGAAGAAUUUGAGCUGGCUGAUCUUGCAACUUGCCUUAAAGGAUGGAAGCAUUUUGGGCAUGAUACUUACAGCUUUGGUAACAAAUGCCUGAGAACAGACAUUAACAUUGACAAAUGUACAGGAUUCUUUGUAGCAAAGUUUGUUAGGAAGCAGGCAGGUAAGGGAGAAAAAAGAAAAUCAGCAGAUGAAGAAUGUCAUGACUUGAAUCCACCCAAGUCGAAAAAGGAAAAGAAAUCUAAGAAGAGUAAGAAAUUGUAAGAUGUUACAAAUAAUAGUGAUCAGACUCCUGAGGUCUCUGUGACAAAAUUAACCUAGUGAGCAGAAUACUGUUGAACAUGAAAAAUUAAGAAAUUACAGCAUUAGGGUCUUCAGAAGAUGCAGAGACAAAGCAGUCAGCUG